Leptidea sinapis is the source of this 2387-nucleotide messenger RNA. It is a transcript of the gene RpA-70, whose product is annotated as replication protein A 70 kDa DNA-binding subunit. The record is from RefSeq and is a predicted model, not a curated record. Gene Ontology annotation, biological process: telomere maintenance via telomerase; double-strand break repair via homologous recombination; nucleotide-excision repair. The transcript is spliced from 11 exons. Bases 192 to 2000 code for a protein of 602 amino acids. Lineage: Eukaryota; Metazoa; Arthropoda; Insecta; Lepidoptera; Pieridae. Gene Ontology annotation, cellular component: nucleus; DNA replication factor A complex. Gene Ontology annotation, molecular function: single-stranded telomeric DNA binding; damaged DNA binding.
AAAUUCCUCCGGACAUUCCCCAAUGUUCCUGUGGUUUCUCUACGGCCUGUUUCAUCGUUUUAUAAAAUUUGAAAUGAACUUUCCUUAGUUGAAAGUUGAAGUUCGGGUGUAACAAAUAACAAUUAAUGUGAAAACAACGUGAUAAUUCCUGAAUAAUAUUCAUAAUUUACCUAAAAAUAAAGAAAUAAAAAAUGUCUCACAAGUUAUCCGAAGGUUCUCUUGAGGUGAUAAUGCAUGGAGGGCUUUAUGACAAGCCCAUUAUGCAGGUUAUAGGCAGCAAAAAGAUACAGGGAAGUGGGGUUAAUGAAAGGUUCAGAUUAAUGGUGUCUGACGGUAAACAUACCCACACUUAUGCAAUGCUCGCAACACAGCUCAAUGAUAAACUUAUAUCAGGAGAGUUAUCAGAUUAUUCAAUUGUUCAAAUUGACCGUUUUGUUACUUCACUAGUCAAGAAUCCAGGAAAAGCUGAAAAGCGUGUAAUGAUUAUAUUGGAUAUAACUAUUAUAGUCCCUGGUAAUCAAAUUGGCAAGACCAUUGGUAACCCUACAAGCUGGUCAGAAGAGACAGCUCAAGCUCCACCAGCAAGUACCAUGCAGCCAGAACAGAAGCUAAAGGCUACACCUACAACUUCUGCUCCAAGGCCUGCUAAUGCUCCUUCCCUUGAUAGCAGUCUAUUAAGCACACAAAUGACUCACCCUAUUAUAAGCUUGAGUCCAUAUCAAAAUAAAUGGGUGAUAAAGGCUAGAGUGAUGAGCAAGUCUGGAAUUCGCACUUGGAGCAAUGCCAAGGGUGAGGGGAAGUUGUUCAGUAUGGACCUGUGUGAUGACAGCGGAGAAAUAAGGGCUACAGCAUUCAAAAAUGAAUGUGACAAAUUCUAUGAUAUGAUACAGGUUGAUAAAGUAUAUUACAUAAGUAGAUGCCAGUUGAAGACAGCAAACAAACAGUUCACAAGUCUCAAAAAUGACUAUGAGAUGACAUUCACACCGGAUACUGUGGUUGCCGAAUGUAUGGAGGAUGCUUCCUGUGUGCCUCAAGUUAAAUACGAGUUUAUACCUAUUAAUGAAAUAGCUGACAAAGGCCCAGAUACACUGUUGGAUGUAAUUGGUGUGUGCAAAAUGGCUAGUGAUGUUCAAGAACUAACUGCAAGGAGUACUGGUAAACUGCUGAAAAAACGGGAAGUUACACUUGUUGAUGCAACGGGUGCUAUAUGUCUGACGCUCUGGGGAAACUCUGCGGAAACUUUCGACGGCAACGCCCAUCCUGUAGUCGCUGCUAAAGGAGUCAGAGUGACGGAGUUCAACGGUAGCAAGAGUCUGUCGUGUCUGGCCAGCUCCAUGGUGCGUCACAACCCUGACCUGCCGCGAGCACAUCAGCUGCGGGGCUGGUACGACAAUGGCGGCGCAGACCUGGACGUCGUCAAUAUAUCCGCCAGAGCGGGCGCCGGCGGGUACUCGGGCAGCGGUGAAUGGAUCACGUUCUCGGAGGCCGAGGGCCGCCAGCUGGGCUCGGGCAACAAGGGCGACUACUUCACCUCGCUGGGCGUGCUCACCUUCACCUUCGCAGACAACGCCGUGUACAAGGCCUGCCCCCAGGACCAGUGCAACAAGAAGCUGCUGGACCAGGAGAACGGCCUGUUCCGCUGCGAGAAGUGCAACCGCGAGUAUCCCAACUACAAGUACCGGCUGCUGCUGGGGGCCCACGUGUCGGACCCCUCGGGCGACCAGCGCGUGACGGCCUUCAACGAGGCGGCCGAGACGAUCCUCGGGCGUCACGCCGCCGACAUCGGCCGCCUGUUCGAGUACGACAAGCCGGCCUACGCGCAGAUGUUCGACGACGUCAAGUUUAACACCUACGUGUUCAAGUUCCGCACCAAGAUGGAGGUCUACAACGACGAAGCACGCCUUAAGACAGUAGUGAUGAGCGCACAACCCGUCGACUAUAAGGACGCUAACUCGAGGCUCAUUAAAAGUAUUAAAGCUUUAAGUGGUGUCGAUGUAUAACUCAUCCAGUGUUGCCAAACCUUUUAUAUAGUUAUUAUGUAAACAAACCAUGUUAUAUUUUUAGAUUAACGCGUACUAAACAUUUAAAUAAAAUACUUUUUAAACGAUCAAAAAAUAUCACUGAAUUCUACCAUUUUGUAAAUUUAACAAAAUUUAUUUAUUUCGACAUAUCUUGUUUUUGCAAUUCACCAACCAGGUCGCAGGCGACUCAUAAAUAAUGUUAAAUUUACCAAAUAUUUGCAUCCUUUCAAAAAGUAUUUUAUUUGAACCAUGUUACCUCUAAACGCUCAUAUUGUUGUUUGAGCCUAUAGAUGUUAUCAAAGUAAAUUAUGUUCUUAAAUUAAAGUGAUAUUCUUAUAAGGAUUCAUUAAAGAGAUAUUUUGUAAA